AUGGCAUUUUUCCAAUUGAUACUGCAUGCCAAUCACUUAGAAAAAGUAAGGAAAGCUUACGAAGAUGAAAAAUUGACGUCGAUUGAUAUUUGGAAAAGUGGCGAACAUCGAUUUACAAUAAAACAGCGAAUUCGCCGAAGAAAAUUAUGGAUUAGAAAGAAGUUUAGACUUCUGGGUAAAAAAAUCCUUACUUAUCUUUUUCGAGAAGAUUCUUGGACGUAUAAAAAAAUAAUUGCGAUUCGUACCGAUGGUACAUUGGAAAAUUAUGUUUUCAAAAGUUUUAUCGGAUUUUUUGGUGGAAUAUUCUUAACGUAUAUCUUUUUCAUAUUUUUCGUUUUCCAAUUGCAUUUCAAACUAUCGUCCGCAACAUUCCUUUGUACGAUAAUAGGAACGAUUCUCACCCUUGGUCUCGCAUUUUCUCUUCGAGUUCGUUGCAUUGUAUUUCUAUUAUUGCCACAAUUGUUCUCAAGACGAGGAAAGCAAGCCUUAAUGGCGUACGCGUUUAUUUUAGCUUUAACUGGACCGGUGAAAAAUACUUUGCACAACAUGGGUAUACUCUCAGAAUCAUUGUCUUGUGCGCAAGAACAGUUAAAAGAAGCGAUAAAGACCGUGGUGGAUUUAGCGAAGCAGCCAUUUUACGCUCUACGAGAUGCAAUAUCGAAAGUUGUAAAGUCAGUGAAAGUAGUCGUAAAAAAGAUAAAGCAAACUCUAAUUGCGAUUAAAAGGAUCGUUCUCAGUAUUCUUAGAGUUAUCAGUUCGGUAUUUCAAUGGCUUGGAAGUAUUAUAAAUAUGUGUAAUAAAAAGUUGGGCACACCUUUCGAGAGGUGUCAAAACGUUUUUGAAGGUGCGGUGGCCGAUUGCAAAGCAAAAUUGGGGCCGUAUCUCGGCGUGGUUUGCAAUAUAACUUAUAUAGUCAGUACUCUGUGUUACAUAGUGAAACCAUUGGAUUUUAUUUGCAUGCUUGUCUCUUAUAUCUCCGACGCUGUAGUCGGUGUCGUACGAAACAAGAUUAAAAAGUUUACAAUGCACAUGAAAGCGAUGUUCUACGUUAAAGUUAAGUUCUCCCAUUCGUUUCAUUUCGAAACGAAUCAAACCAAAACGAUAAAAGAAGUGACUACGAAUAUUGGUAAGGAAAUACGAUCGAGAACCGACAGAAUAUUUGCAAUUUUCGAUAUUCUAAGUUUGGCCACCACCUUCUUCUUUUUCUUCGUAAUACUCAAAGUAUUGCAUUAUCGUUACAAAUGGUUAACCAGCGAGCGUUACGAUAAUCGAUACAUAACCAAUGAUAUACGUACCAUCGAUUUGAUAAGAGCGCGACAAGAGAAAGAGACAGUUUUGCCGCUCAAUCCGCGAGAACAGAGAAGAUAUGCAUCAUUAACAUCUACUAAGUUGAUCAAGCCCGAAAGGGUUAAAUUAGCUAGAUCUUUAAUAUUUUUAAGCAUGGCGACGAUGAAACUUAUCACCUUCAUGGCGAUAGAUUAUAGUCUUUAUUGGUUAUUAAAAAUGAUCCAAAUCUAUGGACGAUAUCAAAGUAAGGUGGAACGACCAACUGUGAUAACUAUUCAUGUAGCCGGUGAUGGAUAUUUAGCUGAACUUUAUAGAAGCAUCAUAAAAUCGUUUACACCUCAUGAGAAUGAAGCGGAAAUAGAUACCUUGCUUUGUCUUCCGGAUCCUAUACCUCCUAAUACGGAUGUAUAUGUCCAAAUCAUCACUAUAAUACUUUUAUGCUGGCUGAUAACUUUCUUUGAACCUUACGGUUUACGAUUAAGACAAGUGGUCAUGUGCCAAUAUUAUCCUGACAGAGCGAAACAAAGGGCAAUUUGGUUGUACAAUCAUAUAAUCAGGUCAAGAGUAAGUUUCUUGAAGUUCGCUAGACGUCAAUUGCGGCGAAAAUUCGGUUUGAGCGGAGACGAAGUCGUCGAAAAAAUGACAUUAAAGGAGAAAUUGUGGGCUAUGUGUCCAUUUUUGAACACGUUAUUCCCAUUAAAACAAACUGCGUGCCUUCUAUGUGGCGCGAUCGAACGUCCUGAGCACGAACCACAUAUCAAAUGCCCAACACCUGGUUGCGUUGGUCUGUAUUGCACGCAGUGUUUCGCGGAUUUGCAGAAAUUAUGCACAAUUUGUCGAAUGCCGGUGGAGUAUGGUGAUUUGACCGACAUGAGCGAGGAGAAAGAUUCAGAAAUUGACGAACCAUUAAUACCAAUGAUACCUGAGCCUGAAGAACCAGAAGUGGAAGAAGAGGAAAUAGAAGAAAUAGAGAUACCGGAGGAGGAAGAAAUAGAGAUACCAGAGGAGGAAGAAAUUGAGGUGCCGGAGGAAGAAGAAAUACCAGAAGAAGAAGAAAUAGAGAUGAUACCAGAGGAAGAAGAAAUAGAGAUGAUACCAGAGGAAAUAGAGGAAGAACCACCGAUAGAGGAAGAAGAAAUAGAGGAAGAACCACCGAUAGAGGAAGAAGAAAUAGAGGAAGAACCACCGAUAGAGGAACCACCAGUAGAGGAACCACCAGUAGAGGAACCACCAGUAGAAGAACCACCAGUAGAAGAACCACCAGUAGAGGAACCACCAGUAGAGGAACCACCAGUAGAGGAACCACCAGUAGAGGAACCGCCAAUAGAGGAACCACCAAUAAUCGAACCACCACCAAUAAUCGAACCACCACCACUAGAACCACCAAUAGAGCCACCACCGGUAAUGGAACCACUUGAAAAACCAGUAGAGCCUAUUCUUAGUUUCGAAUAUCAAGAAGAAGAACCUCCAGAGGAACCUCCAGAGAUUGUAAAACGGAGAAUACCUUUUAAAGAUGUGGAGGCACAAAGAAUAAGGGACGACGUAACAAUUCAAGUGCGUUUCAAUAUAAGAUGA
Messenger RNA from Apis cerana (Asiatic honeybee), 2862 nucleotides. Its product is annotated as DC-STAMP domain-containing protein 2-like. Gene Ontology annotation, cellular component: membrane. NCBI's taxonomy places the organism in Eukaryota, Metazoa, Arthropoda, Insecta, Hymenoptera, Apidae. The record is from RefSeq and is a predicted model, not a curated record.